This is a messenger RNA of Clonostachys rhizophaga, 1293 nucleotides long. Lineage: Eukaryota; Fungi; Ascomycota; Sordariomycetes; Hypocreales; Bionectriaceae. The record is from the annotation of a GenBank genome assembly.
AUGGCCUCUCUCUCUACUCGUUGCAACGAGGCGGCACACCUUAGCGAUUCUCUGACGCAUUGGAAGAUCGUACAAGACCUGUGGGACCCUGACACAAACCCCUCAGGUUUCGUCAACUUAGGGAUUGCAGAGAACUCUCUUAUGCACGAUACCUUAUCCCAUCAUAUCCACCAAAACAUCAGUCUCCCGAAGACAGCCUUCACAUACGGCGACGGUACCGUCGGAUCAGAACGUUUAAGAGAGGCCGUCGCACGCUUUCUUACCAAGCAUUUCAAGCCGGCUAGACCGCUCACACGAAGUCAUAUAUCUAUCACGAACGGAUGCAACUCGUCCAUCGAGCAGCUGUCAUGGGCAUGUGCCAACCCAGGCGAAGCAUUCCUCCUCGGUCAACCACAUUGGGGUACAUUCGUCCCCGACCUUUCCCUGAGAUUUGGAACUCGACUACUGCCCGUUCCCUUCCAUGACGUCGACCCACUCGGCGAUGGCUGCGUCCAGAAGUACGAAGAUGUUAUACUUGGGGCUUACAGUCGAGGUGAGAAGGUCGCAGGCCUUGUCAUCUGCAACCCGCAUAACCCUCUUGGUCGCUGCUAUUCUAGGGAGACCUUGGUCUGCCUCUUACAGCUUUGUGAGAAAUACCAGAUUCAUUUUAUAAGCGACGAGAUCUACGCCCUAUCUGUUUGGUCGAAUACCAUAGACGAUAACAUACCGCCGCCGAACCUUUUCGUUUCUGUUCUCUCUAUCGACCCGCAGGGCCUAAUCGAUCCCGCUCGAAUCCAUAUAGUAUGGGGUUUAUCAAAGGAUUUCGGCGCAAGCGGAUUGCGAGUUGGAUCCAUCGUUUCUCAGUCGAACGAAACACUCCACAAGGCCAUGACCCCUAGUGGUCUCUACACCUACGUAUCUGCGGCGUCUGAUCAUAUUGCAGCCAACAUCCUCGAAGAUAUGACCUUCACGGAUGAAUACAUUGCCGAGAAUCGGAAACGGCUUGGAAAGCAAUAUGAACAUGUCGUCCGUUGGACGAAGGCACAAGGCAUUUCUCAUGCCCCCGGCGUUAAUGCCGCAUUCUUUAUUUGGCUGGAUCUUGGUUCAUAUUACCGACGAUACCAUCCGGAAACUGAUAUUCAGGACCUCCCCGGAAAGGUGACGCAAGAGCUACUUGGAAAGAAAGUAUUUCUUGCAUCUGGGAAAGACUUCGGUGCAGAGAAGCCAGGGUGGUUCCGCAUCGUCUUUGCUCAUGAAGAUUAUUACUUGCAUGAAGGUUUAGGUAGAAUUGCCGCAGCACUUGGGGGUGCAUAG